CCUGUGUGGUCGUCUGGUUUCAAUGGUGGAUUUCUCUCAAUGUGCUGGACUCAGUUUAGCGGAGGUUAGACAGAUUAACUGACCAGAUUUUCUUAUAUUUGACCUAUGACUUAUAUUUACCCAUAUUACAAAUAUUCAUAAGAUAUAAACACACGCACUCAGAUUCGAUGUAUUCUUUGGAAGAAACAGUUGCCGCUAGACGCUAGAAUAUUUCCUAGAAGUAUCAUGAUAGUUGACCAAACAUCAUUGGUAGAACAUGUGGCCGCUAGCUCAGACGAUACAAAUAACCUCGUGCUUGCCGCACUGACUUGUACUCAAGUAAACAAAAACCAACCUCUCACGUCAAAUAUAUGUUCUGUUAUAAUUGAUCAGCUUUUGUCAUUUGAAUUUGAAACCAAUUCAGCGACUAAUUUCAUCCAAGUCGGGUCAUAACAUCCUGCGCGCGCAGCCAGAAAACAGUGUUACUGCCAUAGUGACUGAUAGAGGCGGAUGGCGAUAAUAAAGUGCUCGCGCAGCCAGCAGGUGCGUGGUUGUCAUAGUGACUGAUACAGACGGGUAGGCAGAAGGACGCUGUGAGCUCAAUUCACAGCCGCGCGGCCCACCUUCAGCAUCCCGAUUUGAAAAGGAAAUAUUCCAAGUCCGACAUGUCUCGUGCUCCACUACUCUCACUGACGGUCGUGUGCCUCUUUGCACGUUCAGUGAACGCGGUGGCGCUUAAUGCCGCGUGCUCAGCGACGUCAGACUGCACGGUGACGAACUCCGAGUGCUCCAAGAUGAUUUCCACGUGCUCAAAGGGAACGUGCACGUGCAAAAAUGGCUACAUGGAAGACAGUAGCGCAUGCAAACUGAUGGUAGACAACGGUGGAACAUGCGACGCUAACAAGUAUUGUACAGGCGGUACCACGUGUCAGACCACCACAUGCGCCUGUCCGACCGGGACCAUCUAUCACUCGGGAGUCAAAAUGUGCAUUACCGACGGAAAGAAACUCAUCAGCGAGGUGUGCACGGCUGACUCUGACUGCUAUGAGGGAACCACGGAGUCCGAGUGUGUGGCGAAUACUGGAACCACCACCCCCAAGUACUGCCGCUGUAAAUCAGGCUACGUGCUCGAUAGCACAUACUUUUGCACGAAACCUAACCUAGACACUGCCUGUACGAGCGCGGUAGGCUGCGUUUCCAUGACGUCGACGUCAAUGUGGACAUCAUCGGGCCAAGUGUCUGAGACGUGCCAGAACAACAUGUGCGCCUGCCCCAGCGGAUCAGACAAAUUCACAUACACAUACAGCUCCGCUGAUUUCAAGAUCUGCCAGACCACGGCCACAGGUAGUAGCAACGACAAAGCGGACGGCGCGACCUGCACGGCGUCUAACACGUGCAAGUCGAAAGUGUGUUACCAGUGCCCCGGCGAUUCCACGAGCAAGUGUGUCACAAUCACCGCUGGUAAUGGCGCCGAUGGUAUUUCCGGUUUGGUUGUAUCGCUACUGGUUCCCUGUCUUCUUCUUCUGAAGUAAUGUGAUCAGCUGGUAACCAGCAGAAGUAGCCUCCAUUCAUCCGUACCAUUAAACCCAUCACCUGUGUUUGGAGAACUUUCGACUUUCCUUGGAAAUAAGCAACACAGGUGCACAAAAUAAACAGUUACAAGUUCUACUGGACUUAAAUAAAAUAAAAAUGUGUAACAUAUUUAAAGCAACAAAUGGCACCGAAACUGUCGCCGACCGUUAACACUUUAUGUUGAUAUUUUAUAGGUAUUUAUUCUUGUAGUCACAUAUAGUAACAAUUAUGUUUGUGCACGCCGCAUAAAGGAAAAAUCCAGCUUUUCUAGAAAACAAUAAUGCAUGAAAUUUCGACACUAAAGGAAAAAAAGUACUUAAAAUAUAUUAUAACGAGUUUUCUUUCCAUCUUAUUUAUGUAUUGUAUAUCACUGUGUAUUUUAUAUUCCGUUUAGUGCUUAAACACAAAAUGAAGUCAAUAUUUGACCGAUACAGUGUGUUCCAAGUACACUUCACUUUUAUAACUUAUG
Molecule: messenger RNA, 2020 nt
Organism: Mya arenaria
Lineage: Eukaryota; Metazoa; Mollusca; Bivalvia; Myida; Myidae
Product: prion-like-(Q/N-rich) domain-bearing protein 25
Exons: 7
Coding region: 645-1511 (288 amino acids)
Source: RefSeq, a predicted model, not a curated record